CUGAGCGUCAAGUCAGAGGUCAAUUUCGAUGAAUCGCUAUCCUUUAGCUUCUCAGUCGUUUGUUUCAGAACAAGAAAUACAUCCUUUCCCUCGUAACUUUACCGCAAUUCGCUGAACCAAAGCGUCAAGGAACACGUUCCUCUUAGGAUCAUUAAGCACCUGCCAGUACGACCACGUAAAGAUCCCUGAAGCUUGCUUCGCGUUCGUUCUAAAUUUGAGGUAAUGUUCUUGCUAUUAUUAGAGAGCGUGUUUACGGUGAAGAAAUGUAAAAUGGUUUCCGUGUUUACAUAGCCUGAUGUAAACACGCGGGAGGUUGGGAGAACACUCGAUAAGCUGGAAACCACCAUAAAAUAGCUAAUAAAAGAGGAACGAAAACCGCGUUUACAUACGCUCAUGUAAAAUGGUUUUAUGGCCAAUCAGAGCGCGCGCACUAUCUGAAUAAUGUUUUAUAAAGUGAGAUAUCCAGCGUACGUUCGUGUAAUGCAAAAGGUUUGUAAGUCUUUCCUUAGGUGUGUAUGUUUAAAUAAGACAUAAUCGUCAUGAAACAGCUUAAUUAUGAACAAGAAACAAGUCGAUGGAAAUCUUAGGACCGUAGACUCGUCGAACCAAAGGUCCCUUAGAGACAAUCUCUUUUGAGUGACCAAGUUUACAAAAGCAGAAAUUUUUCUCAAUGUCAUCAGCUCUCACAAGCUCUCAUGAAGGAAUACGUCCACUUUCUUCGCCAAUUAUUUGAAGUAUUUCCAUUUACGACCUCACUUAGGUCACCAAUUUACGCGUGAAUGAGAUUUUGCAAUGAGCCAAACUUAAAUACGUAUACGGUAUCAAAGUUGUUCUUACAUGGGGCUCUCAAAACACGGUCAAAUGUCUGGGGGCACACUCGCCCGGAAGUUGGGAAUUUUACAGACUUCUUACUGAAAGAAUUUUUGGGAUCGCUCGACAUUUCUAAACAAAAACCGAAAAACGUGAUACCAAAGGGAAGUUUGAAAGAAUAUUUCAAGAGAAAUUUUCUGAAAAUUGCCUAGCUUCCAGGUAUUUUAUAGUCUGUUUGAGAUCGUGAGCAGCAGCUGGGCAUUUGACCACAGUGUAAAACGUUUUAUUUCCUGUCGCCUUUCCGUUCAGGAAAGUGAGUCGCAAAAAAUAUGGGAAGCAGAGGGAGCCUGGGUAUGAGCAUCCGCUUGCAAAUCGCUUUCGUAAAACAAUUCAUAGUGGUAAUUGACCUAAAUGAGGUGCACCUUAGUCGGCACGAUUUGAAAUCAGAAGUAUGAUUUCAGACCAAAAUUGUGCAACAGAAAUUUCAAUUAGCACUAUAUUACAUUAAUUUUGAAAUGGCCAAAUUCAGUUGCUUGGAUACAGGAUUUUUUUUUUUAGUCAGAGCUAGCUGUAGAAAUAUGUUAUGGAUUCAGUAGUGAACUGGUUUAUGGAAAGUUGCAAACGUUGUUUUUCAUUAUCCUGCAAUUUGAUUGAUUUCUUUAAACAAGUUCUGUGACAAGUUCUUGUAUCUGACAAUUUUAAAUGUGAAUUCUUGGAAGUUCAGAGUGGAACUUCCAUUUAGGUGACACUACAGGACUAGAAAAAAUGUCCUCUGAAUAGACGUUUCAACUAGGAGGGGAACAGAUGCAAUUGGUUUUCGCUUUGCUAGAAAUCAUUACAAAAUAGGUUAAAAUGUAUGAAGCUCUUACUCUGAUGGUAUCUAGUUGAUUACUCUAAGGGUUUGCUUAGUACAUAUUUUACAUCCUUAAUUAAUGUACAACACAAUUAUUGAUCAAUUUGAUGGAAAGCUUGUCAAUCAACAGAGACAAAUGAAUGACUAAGUUAUUAGACCUUUCGAUUCAUCCAAAUAUUUGAUAACUUUGAAGCCAAAUUUCUCUCCCUGCCAGAAUUCUAAGAAGCAUCAAAAAAAUAUUUGGGCACUGCUGUAUUUUUGUUAUGAAUGCCUUUUAAAAUCUGUAACCGUGACAAGGUUCUCUCAACUACACCUGUCACGCAAUUUUAGCUAAAAAUCAGUAAAUAUGUCUUUUGAGCUGGUUUAUAGGAAGUUGCAAACGUUGUUUUCAUUUACCUGUGAUUUGAUUGGUUUCUUUAUGCAAGCUCAAUGGGAAGUUCAUGUAUCGGACAAUUUUAAAUCAGAACUCUCGAAAUUUCAGGGUAGAACUUCCAAUGGGACAUUUUACAGUUGUAUACUUAGUUGUCAAGGGCACAUAAGGAAGCAAAUUGCGAUCGCGUUGUUGAUGAUUUGCAUUCAUGACUUGGCGUUUAUGAUUUCACAUUCAUUUUACUGAGUUUGGAGAGAAAAAUUAACCUGAAUACUACUCCAAGGCUAGUUAUGAGUGGAAGAAAGAGAUAGAAUGCAAAUGAAAGAAAAAUUUAUAAUCUUUGGCAGAGAUGUCGAGUGUGUUGUUGAAAGGUGAAGAAUCAAAAGGACAAGAGAAGAAAGAUGAACAUAAAAACGAAAAGCAGAAGGCCAACCAAGCUGGCAUGAAAAAAGCUGUCACUGCAAAUUUCAAGGAGGAAGAAAUAGACAUCCCAAAGAGAAAGGUGGGACUUAUAAUAGGAAAAAAAGGUUGGAGAAUAAUGGAUAUAAUCACCCGAAGUGGAGUCCAGGACUUAUUCAUCAAGGAAGAACGUGUUCACAUAAAAGGAACAGAUGAACAACGCACCUGUGCAAAACAAAUUAUCAGAAAGGUCCUAUGUGUGAGUUUUACAUUUAUUUUUACCCCUUUUAUGUUAUUAUUUAUUGUGUUGUUUUGUUAACUUCCUCAUAGCCGUAGAAAAACUUAUCCAAAGCAAAGUUUGCACCGAUGAUUUUAGCGGUUAGCAUACAUGUUAGUGACUGUGGAGUGGGUCACAAGGCCAUCUAUUUUCCAUCCCCACAUCUUUCCUUCCUUCCAUCUCUCCAUUCUCCUGUCCUUCCAUCCUUCCAUCCUUCCAUAUUUGCUUCCUUUCUUCCCUCUAUUCUUCUGUCCUUCAAUCCUUCCAUCCUUCCAUUCCUUCUUAUUUGCUUCCUUUCUUCUCUAUUCUUCUGUCCUUCAAUCCUUCCAAUCCUUCCAUUUCUCCUUAUUUGAUUCCUUUCUUCCCUCUAUUCUCCUGUCCUUCAAUCCUUCCAUCCUUACAUUUCUCCUUAUUUUUUUCCCUUUCUUCUCUCUAUUCUUCUGUCCUUCAAUCCUUCCAUCCUUACAUUUCUCCUUAUUUUCUUCCUUUCUUCUCUCUAUUCUUCUGUCCUUCAAUCCUUCUAUCUUUCCAUUUCUCCUUAUUUGUUUCCUUUCUUCCCUCUAUUCUUCUGUCCUUCAAUCCUUCCAUCCUUCCAUUUCUCCUUAUUUGCUUCCUUUCUUCCAUCUAUUCUUCUGUCCUUCAAUCCUUCCAUCCUUCCAUUUCUCCUUAUUUGCUUCCUUUCUUCCCUCUAUUCUUCUGUCCUUCAAUCCUUCCAUUUCUCCUUAUUUGCUUCCUUUCUUCUCUCUAUUCUUCUGUCCUUCAAUCCUUCCAUCCUUCCAUUUCUCCUUAUUUUCUUCCUUUCUUCUCUCUAUUCUUCUGUCCUUCAAUCCUUCCAUCCUUCCAUUUCUCCUUAUUUGCUUCCUUUCUUCCAAUUCAGGGUUGGACAUUAGCGCUCGCCCACUCGCCCAGGCGAGUGUCAAAAAAAUGUCGGGCGAGUGCAAAUCCUGAAUCACUCGCCCGUUUGGCGAGUGUGAUUUUCAUCGCCAAGAAAUUGAUUAAAUUGCAAAAUAAACGAUGUUUUUUUUACUCUGUUUUGCCGAGAGAUCUCUAAACACAAACUUACCAUAGUCCAUAUCUGUAUGGCAAAGUUUUAUACCCAAAUUGUCCAAAAAUGGGCGCUGAAGCGCAACAAAAUAGAAAACAACAAUGGCUUCCGCCUUGUGAUAAUUACAUAAACCGUGUACUUUUGCAAAGUGAUACUGCUGGUCACUAUCGAGCCCUCGGUGAUCAGGUAAACAUGGCGUUCAAGCUGGAAGUACAGACACGUUUUGCCGCAAACUGCAGGGAGCUCACCGAGAUUCAUCAAUAAAAAACUAUGUGAAAUAUAAAGUAAGUGCCUCUAUUGUGAUUUCUUGGGGUUUAAGGUCUUAAACUAGAAUUUUUCAUUGAAGUUAAAAACCCCCCCCUUAAAAAAAGGGGGGGGUAAACUUUUGGGCGAGUGAAAACUUAUCCGGGCGAGUGCAUUUUGAGGGUUACUCGCCUAAAUGGCGAGUGCUCUCAAAAUUAAGUGUCCAACCCUGAUUCCAUCUAUGCUUCUGUCCUUCAAUCCUUCCAUCCUUCCAUUUCUCCAUAUUUGUUUCCUUUCUUCCCUCUAUUCUUCUGUCCUUCAAUCCUUCCAUCCUUCCAUUUCUCCUUAUUUGCUUCCUUACUUCCAUCUAUUCUUCUGUCCUUCAAUCCUUCCAUCCUUCCAUUUCUCCUUAUUUGCUUCCUUUCUUCCCUCUAUUCUUCUGUCCUUCAAUCCUUCCAUCCUUCCAUUUCUCCUUAUUUGCUUCCUUUCUUCCCUCUAUUCUCCUGUCCUUCAAUCCUUCCAUCCUUACUUUGCUCCUUAUUUGCUUCCUUUCUUCCCUCUAUUCUUCUGUCCUUCAAUCCUUCCAUCCUUACAUUUCUCCUUAUCUGUUUCCUUACUUCCUUCCAUUUUUCUGUCCUUCAAUCCUUCCAUCCUUCUUUUCCUACUUAUUUGUUUCCUUUCUUCCCUCCAUUCUUCUGUCCUUCAAUCUUUCUAUCCAUUCCAUUACUCCUUAUUUGCUUCCUUACUUCCUGUCCUUCAAUUUUUCUGUCCUUCAAUCCUGUCGUGACUGUUUUUUUUUUUUUUUUGAGUUGCGUGACUGAUAACCUCGUUUUAAAAUUGUGAGCCUCGGUUCCAGUUACGUACCCCGUAAAAAUACGUAUCGCGGACGUUUUUGAGAGAGCAGAGAUUUUGAGUUGUGUUUUUCUAGUGAUUUGAGUUUUCACUUUGUGAGGAUUAAAUCUUUUAUUCGAAACGGAAGUUUGGUUCCCACAAUCCUUCCAUCCAUUCCAUUCCAUUCCUCCCUAUCUGCUUCCUUAUAUUCUUAUUUCUCCUUAUUUGCUUCCUUUCUUCCCUCUAUUCUUCUGUCCUUCAAUCCUUCGAUCCUUCCAUUUCUUUUUAUUUGCUUCCUUUCUUCCAUCUAUUCUUCUGUCUUUCAAUCUUUCAAUCCUUCCAUCCUUCCAUUCCUUCUUAUUUGCUUCCUUUCUUCCAUCUAUUCUUCUGUCCUUCAAUCCUUCCAUCCUUCCAUUUCUCCUUAUUUGCUUCCUUUUUUCUCUCUAUUCUUCUGUCCUUCAAUCCUUCCAUCCUUACUUUUUAUUUGUUUCCUCCUUAUUUGCUUCCCAUUUCUUCCCUCUAUUCUUCUUUCCUUCAAUCCUUCCAUCCUUCUAUUUUCUCCUUAUUUCCUUCCUUUCUUCCCUCCAUUCUUCUGUCCUUCAAUCCUUCCAUCCUUCCACUUCUCCUUAUUUUCUUGUCCUUCAAUCUUCAUCCUUCUUCUUUGCUCUAUUCUUCUGUCCUUCAAUCCUUCCAUCCUUCCAUUCUUCCUCAUUUUCUUCCUCUAUUCUUCUGUUCCCUUCCAUCAUCCUUCCUUUUGCUUCUUCCUUUCCUUCCUUCCUCCCUUCCUCCUCUCUCUUUUUUCUUCUUUCCUUCUUUCUAUUGUUCGUUCCUUUCUUCUUUCCCACUUACUUUACUUCCUUCCAACCCUCCUUUAUCUCUACCCUCUCCUUGCCUCCUCUCCCUCCUACUUCCUUUGUUUCUGCCUUCCUUCCUUCCCUACCUUCCUCCUUUCUUUCCGUAAUUUUUCUCACUCCCGUAACUACAUUUAAAGCUCAAUAUUUUUUUGCAUUUUAAACAUGUCAACCAGGGAGAAGACAGCCCUGACCGAGGGUCUUGGGAAGAGUUGACCUUCAUACCAGAAGAUUUCAUGGCUAAAGUAAUUGGGAAAAACCGUAAGAAUUUGGAAAAAAUAGAAGCGAAAACUAAGGCAACUUUGAAAGUCUCUGAGAAGAAUAGCUUGUAUAUCAAGGGAUCUCCUGAGAGCAAGAAGCAAGCUAUUCGGGAAAUAAAGGAAACCAUGGUAAGUCGCUCUGUGACAUAUAGGGUACUUUGUGGGAUUUUUCAGGUGUAUAUUACCAAGGGACAGAAUACCAAUAUCCAGCGACUCCCAGAAUAUUAUCAAGUUGCAAGCAACGGAGCGAAUCAGUCAAUGAGCAGUCAGUUAAUUUGAUUUUGCUUGUCUGUGCUUGCUAGUAAGCUGAGUUUAAGGUACAACUUCCAUAAUUGACCACCGCUAAUGAAAACCAAUUACCCAAUUCCUAAUGCAAGCACAACUCGAUCGCCUGCAGAAUCUCUGUUCCCCUUGGGAGCCUGAUAAAAAGAUUAUGGUAACAGGCUUCAGUGACCAGUGGAUAAAACAUAUCUUUAAUGGUGAAGACAUCAGUGGCCAUAAUCAGGUAACAAGCCCAACAUGUCCUCUUGAUAAAUCCCACACAAUACGUAUGAUUUUGAAAUUACAGAGGUGUAUAUUUAACAAUUAUUCGCCUCAGGUUCAGUGAAUGUUGUUGAAUUAUCGUCUCGAGGAUUACUCAACAGUGUUCACUGAGCCUGAGGCGAUAAUUGUUUUAGUAUAAUUGCUCAGGUGCUGGUGAUUACUCGUAUCAAGAUAAGCAAGGAGCUUUGGCGGGUCUAUUUAAUUAAAUCAACAAAAACUUAAUAUCCCUCUUUUGCUUUUCGCGGUUGAAUUUUCUUCUAUCGUGCUCAUCACUUCCUCGCAAACAUUGACAAAAGGCGAGGCAACCACUUUGAAAUUUAGCACUCCUGCCACAAUUACCUGGCGCUUCCUCGCGCGAGGUGAUUAUAGUUAGGUAAGACGCAAUCCUCGACCCAUCAGAGCGCGUGCAUCUCUCUAAUAACCGGAACAAUUACACCAAAUGCCUAUUGAAUUCAAAGGGAACGUUACUUACCAUGUUAUGUAUGCGAUUAUCAUUUUUCUCCCCUAUGAAGAAUGGAGGCAAGGAAAAAUACGUUGCAAAAGUUGUCCAUGUGGACACUGCACAUUUGGAAGAAGACCAUGAGUUUAAGCUAUCCAUCGCACAACCGCCACCAACCAGAGACAAGUGUUUCAAAUUAAAACUACAGGACGAUCCUUUAAAAGGGGUAUGUCGUUGACUUCAAAUCUGUCUUGAAGGAAAUACCUAACAAAAAAUGCUGUGAAAGCUAAUAAUUUUAUUUUUUCUUUAAUUAUUCAACCCUAUUUUUAUCGGAACCCUCCUGGGAGUACUGGAAGAGGGCUUCGACCACCGUUUCAACUUGAAAAAGAAUAGUUCGUUGAGACACUCACGGAAACAGAACUAGUUGUGCUGGUCCCUUCGCUCGCAAGACUCGAUUACUAACUAUCCUUUCUAACUACCAUAGAUUCUCUUUAAUGUCCCUUUUGAAAAUCUCUUGAUACAACAAGACGAUAUUUGCUAGAUGGUAAUCUAGGAGUGUUAAUGAUAUUGCAAGCAAAAGUUACACAUCAACCCAUUCCGUCGGCCAAAAACUAGUUUAGCCAGCAGGCUUCGUCUUUAACUUGCUUAGCCGCCCAUGGGCGAGUGUUUUGGAAGUAAAAAGGCGGCACAACAAGAGAUUCAGCAUAAAAGUACAGAACUGCAGUUGCUUCGUCGUCUUACAUUAGAGCUACGUUCAGGUUUUUAUACCAACGAUGUGAUGAAAUCAUGUCGAGAAAUCAUCAAGCAUUGAAGAGAAUUUAAGAACUGCAAACACCAGGUCUAUUUAUCUCUUAGACUUUUUCUUAUCCACGAAACUGUGCGUGAUGGUUCUUGUGAACGUUUCACUAUGAAAGGUGUGUUUUUAGAUCUUGCCGGCUACUUCAACUAAUGAAUGUAUUAUUUCAAAGGAAACACCCUCUGGUUUUGUGGGCACGGAAAUCCUAGAAGAAGAAGUCCUGCGGUUUUUGAAGCAAAUUCACAAAAAGAAGGAGGAGGAGAUGGUCAUGGUAGUUAUUUCGUGUUAUUUUGGUCACGCCUACCUAAUCAAGGUUGAUGAAGGUCAGUCCUGUAGAUUUUAUGAGUCUUUCGGCGAAUUGGUGAGGUAUCAAUUAGAGAUUUUUUCAUACUUCUUUCGGUAGAUGAAGAGGAUGACAUCUUCACCCUGAAGGAGGUCAAAGCGAGAAUUGAAUCAAAGGAUGACGAUCGUUGGGAGACAAUAUUCCGGAAAGUUGAGACAAUCGAAGUUGAGCAGACUGAAAAGUCUCUCAAAGCUUAUGCAUGCACAGCUAGUGAUGACCUACGAUACGACCUCACCUUCUUAACGCCAUCUGGUUUAGAAUUUCUAGUCAAGGUAAUUUAACCAUGUACCAAAUCAUUUUUUCUGCCGGGUUGGGGCUACCGUCGCCUCUAGACUAUGGUCAAUAAGCAAGCACACUCAACCCGAAAAAGACAUCUAUGUCAAGCUAAAGGUAGACAGAUGUCGAACCCAAGCUGAUUCACGUCUCCACCUUUGUUCGUUAAUCCUUAAGCAUCGUUAACUAGGCCUAAGAUGCCAUCACCUUUCUAAUUGUGUUAACUACCAUUUCGUUCACUUUAAAUUAACCAAUUAAAACGUUCGAUGGAGAAAAAUGCUAGAUUUCCAUCCUCAUCAUCCUAACCCAAACAUGUGCCGAAUCAUUUUUCCUGCCGGGUUGGGGCUACCGUUGCCUCUAGACUAAGGUCACUAAGCAAGCACACUCAACCCGAAAAAGACAUCUAUGUCAAGCUAAAGGUAGACAGAUGUCGAACCCAAGCUGAUUCACGUCUCCACCUUUGUUCGUUAAUCCUUAAGCAUCGUUAACUAGGCCUAAGAUGCCAUCACCUUUCUAAUUGUGUUAACUACCAUUUCGUUCACUUUAAAUUAACCAAUUAAAACGUUCGAUCGAGAAAAAUGCUAGAUCUCCGUCCUAACCAUCCUAACCCAAACAUUAAGCCAUGUUAGCUCAGAUAAAAGGAAAUUUUACAACCCCACAGUUCACAUAGCGUUCAACAGCUUUUUAUUAACUCUAUUAAAGCUCCUGAAGGCGUGUUUCUACUCUACCAAAAUGUUCUUAACGAUCUGGCCUUCUAUACUUUUUAUCAAACCUAUGGUGUCGAUUGAUUUUAAGGUAGCUCUGUGAGCACCAUGGUGUUCUAUUAUGCAUAUUGUAUCAAAUAGUGUACAGGGAGAUAACACGACGAAUUAAGGGAUAUUGUCUUGAUUUGUGAUCCUUAUACCUUGAGCAGUUUCAAGUAAUUUUUUUGCUGAUGAACUCUGAGCUAUCGAAAUAGAGGCUGUGUAGGGUUGGUAACACUGCAGUAACAGACAAGCAUGAUUACACGUCUAGCAGAAGAGAGCCUUCUGACAUUUUGUUUCGCGUCUGGCCAGUUAAAGAAUAUAAAAGUGUUGUUAAACCAGUUCACCAAGAUUUCACUUACAGACGGUGUAAAUUAGCCAGGGCCCGACCAAAUUUUCCCUCUUUAUUUGUUAUCAUUAUCCCUCUGUUAUUAGGUAUGGCUCAUCGAAAAAGAACCUGGGGUCGAAGGCGCUUCAGCGUCUUCCCUGGCGUUCCGUCGCAGCCCUCAACUUUCUGUCAGAAACACCUUGACAGAAAUCUUGCAUGACGACCAUAGUGGAGAUACAUCGAACUCACCAAUUUUCUACAUCAGCGAUACAUUUAAUCAGCAAAUGACAAUCGACAUUCUAUCGCCGUCUGCAGGAUUUGAUUGCCGUUUGAAAAUACGAACAUGUAAGGAAACGUUUCUCUCAAACUUAAGAUGAAAGAAAUAUUAUGAUUCUGUAUCAUAUGAUUCUGCGUGUUAUUUACUUCUCUAGAUAUGACUUUGGGACAUUUAUGAUAAUAUAGUUGCUUACAACUUCGUGGCAUUUCCUUCCCAUUCAAGAACAGAAAAAAUUUCAGGCUAAAUAGGUUAUUAGCACGCCAGACUAAGUUUGAUGGUCACCUUAAGCCUGGUCGGUGAAAGGGCAGGGCCUAAAAUCUGAAUAUAAUUAACUUCAAGUGGUUGGUCCACCCAUCACAUAUAAUGAAAUUGAAAUGGCGAUAAUUUAAGGUUUGAGACUCGAAUGAAAAAAAUUGCAUGUAUGUUACUAUGCAGAACAAAAAGGACAUAGUCUGACCUCACUUCUUUCCUCUUUUUAGUUCCAAAGUUUCCACAAACAAAACCACAAGCAGAAAAAAGAGCGCAAACUUUUAGAAAACUACCUCAUGAAGAUGAGGAUUGAUGAUGGUCAGCUGAAGUUUCCACCAAUUUCCGAGCUACCAGAUGGGUUUUGACCUGUCUUUUCAGCGCCGCUGCCUUCGAAAGACAUAUCGGUAUGAACAUGACGGAGACGCGUUUACUUUAACGGUUAGCAAAGACCAGUUAAACAAAGUGAAUGCCGACCAGACUGAUGCGUACAGUUUCAAUGAAUCAGAAGCGAAGGUAUUGUUAAUCAUACACAAACAGUUUAACACUUAUAUACAUUUCCCUGAUUCAAAUUCGUCCUCACCAUCAGGUGCAAUUCUUCAUGAAUAUCAUUUUUUCUUCGUUCGAUCACAGGUGGCCUAGUUAGCGAUAUGAGCUCAUAUUUAUUUUGUUUAAAACCUGAUAUCUGAAGGAGUAGCAUAACUACGGUUUAGAUACACGAAACUCGACUCUAUUUUGGAACAUAUGGAGAUACAUUUGUAGGAUUGAACAGAUUCGAUUGUACAAGGAAAGCAACGGAAUCGGGCUUAGAGGCAGAUGUUCAUUUUUUUCCCUAAGAUUAACUUCAGCCACAACCUUGUUGCCUUGCCUGUUGUUCCGUUGCUUUUGAUGCCUGAGAUGUUAAGUGUCCACAAAACAGCCUUGCUUGUCCCUUCGCUCACUGAGUCAUCGGUGCGUUACUUACUUGCAUCAUACUACAUUAUACCACAUCACAACGUAUUCGCAUCACAUCAUGUCUAGCCAAAUCACAUCAUAUUCACUUUUACAUUCACGUCACAUUCACUUUUACAUCCACAUCAUAUUCAAAUCACUUUUACGUUCACAUCACAUCAUAUUCAUUUUCACAUUCACAUUCGCAUCACAUUACGUUCACAUCACAUUCACUUUAACAUUCCGUUUACAUCAUAUUCAGGUCACAUUACGUUCACAUCACAUCACAUUCACAUCAAAUCAUAUCACGUUACAUGCACUUCACAUUACAUCACAUCACACCACAUUCACAUUUACAUCAUAUUCACAUAACAUUACGUUCACAUCAUAUCACUUUCACAUCAAAUCACAUCAUGUUACAUUCACAUCCCAUCACAUUCACAUUACAUCGCAUUCACAUUACAUCACAUUCACAUUACAUCAUAUCUCAUUCACAUCACAUUUACAUGACAUCACAUUACAUAUACGUCAUAUUUACAUCACAUUAUGUUCACAUUACAUUCACAUAAAAUCCCAUCACAUUAAAUUCACAUCACAUCUCACACAUCACAUUCACAUCCCAUUCACAUCAUAUUACGUUUACAUCAUAUUCACAUUACCUUACAUUCACAUCACAUUCACAUCAAAUCAAAUCACAUUACAUUCACAUUCAGCUUCAUAUCACAUCUCAUUCACAUCACACCACAUCACAUUACAUUCACAUUAUAUUCACAUCACAUUACGUUCACGUCUCAUUCACAUCACACCACAUCACAUUACAUUCACAUUAUACUUCACAUCACAUUGCAUUCACAUCACAUUCACAUCACAUCUCUACAUUUACAUCCCACCUCCCAAAGUGGGCAGCUCGGUGACGUGUCUUUAUUAAUUACUUUACAAGAUACAGGCAAUAAGCGAAAAGGGUCGCAUUUAUUAAACAGUUAUGUCCACUCAUUUGGAAAAUUUGAAUAAGAUUCGGUUCUUAAUAGAAGUAAACUUUUGGUAACAAGAAGUGAAUGGUCGGAUUAACGUCGUUGUAAAAUAUUUAUAUGAGAGGACCCACAAUUCAUCUGAAGCGUGACCAUGAGGUAUCGUGGAGUUACAAUCAGUAAUUAUUUCUGUGCUUAAAUGGGAUCAGUUGAUGUGAGUAUUGCUACAGCAUUUGUAUAUUGUUUUUAAUUUCUUUUCAUUACUAAUGUAUUUUGUUUGUUUAAUGUCUUUUUGUCAAUCAUGAAAAGCCGAAUGUUCAUCUCAACUGUGAAGAAUGGGACCAAGUACUAAAUGAGGGAAACUGGGAACCGGAGCAGAUUACUGC
Messenger RNA from Pocillopora meandrina, 12211 nucleotides. Lineage: Eukaryota; Metazoa; Cnidaria; Anthozoa; Scleractinia; Pocilloporidae. The record is from the annotation of a GenBank genome assembly.